Desarmillaria tabescens is the source of this 1857-nucleotide messenger RNA. RefSeq lists its product as uncharacterized. Gene Ontology annotation, molecular function: ATP binding; protein kinase activity. The annotation marks the transcript as partial. Gene Ontology annotation, biological process: protein phosphorylation. The transcript has 5 exons. The record is from RefSeq and is a predicted model, not a curated record. Lineage: Eukaryota; Fungi; Basidiomycota; Agaricomycetes; Agaricales; Physalacriaceae.
CAAUGGAUACUCCAUGUCCCACGAACAUUCGAGAUUUUUUGUCAUUCCUUCCUGCCCGACCUUCACUGCAUCCAGAUGCGAGAUAUUCGACUUCAACUGAGGCUUAUUAUGCCGGAGACGUCGCCCCUCCACAGGAAUGUCCUAUCUGCUGCCGACCGUACCCUGAACUGCUCCCAAAGCUGAAGAAUUUCCUCCAUGAAUUGGUCGAUAGCCUCGGUAUUGGUGGCGUCUCUUGUCAGUCAAUGCAGCAGGACCUGGAACGUAUGAGUCUCAAGUCUUUCCUGACCGAGACCGAUGUCAGCUUGUAUGGCGCUAACGCCAUUGCAGCGAUACAGCCUAUUGUUCGGGCCAUCACCGAGGCUUCUGGGAUCCCGGGUCGCAUCAAUGUGCUCUAUGAGCCUGCCCGGGGUGGCAUCGUUGAUUCCCAGCGAGGCGACUUCAACAUUACUGUGGAGCGAAAGUGGCUCGAGGACGGACAUGUUCGGCGGCAGCGCAUCCUAGUUUGUUCUGACGAGGAUAAAGCAUAUUCGGUAUUGCUCUCAAAGGCGGAGGCGCUCAGUCGGCCAUUCAGACUUGAUGCCACCAAGGAGCAAACUGGUGCCAAGGCCAUGGCAGUGAAACUGGCGCUGCAGAUGACUACUGUAGGAGCAGACUAUGGAUUCUUCUUCGGUGGAUUCAUCGCGAUUGCUGCGCAGCUCGUACGCUCCGUAGAUCCCUCUCAUCCAGGAACCAUUCUACUCCUUUCGCCGGUUUUCAAACUUCAAAACGAGACUCUCCCAGACCCCUAUCCAAGUAAACCGCUCACCCCGUUUCAGGCUAACAUACCAACCGAGCCGUUCUUUGCGAUAAUCGUCGCCAUGCUAUGCGUCAAUAUGCUUCCAGAGUACAGCAUAGAGGGUCCACCUCGUGAUCUCUCCCUGCCUUUGACAAUACCUGAUGCAGGCGAGGAGGACGAUGCUAGAGGUGUCGGUGACGAUGAAGAAAACAUCAUUGUCAGCGGGGAAACUGGUAUACCUACCUUUGAUCUGCAAGUCGCUACUAAUGCUAUGAUAUUGCACCAUCCUUGGUUGAGUUGUAGUGACAUACACCGUAUUUCCGUCACUGGCCUUCAGAAUAUCCCAGCAGCAAACAACUCCAUUGCCUUGACGAAAUACAUAUCGCUAUCCCCGUUGCAGCCACGAUGCUUACUUCGUGCUCCUCACAUUCCUUCAACGAACAUUGACGUGGUGACUCUCAUAGAAAGGAUUUCGGCUAGUCGAUGGAGCAUCGUAUGGAGGUGCCGUGUCCAAGGUGGCGACGACAAGUCGCGCAUCAUGAAGCUUGUGGCGCGAGUUCACUCUGCCAUGAUUUUGCGUGAGCUCUACAUGUACGAAGUAGCGCUCAAGGACUCCUGCUACCUCAUCCCUGCGUGUUACGGAGUGUUCCAAAGACCUGCCGGUGGCUGGUUUGGUUUCUUACUCGAAGAUGUCGGGGACAGCCUUGAGGAAGUCUAUGGCAUGGAUUGGAGUGACGUAAAGAGGGGCAUGAGUGCGACGGAAUGGCAAAAAUUUAUCGAUUCGGUGAUGGAGCUACACUCUUUAGGUGUUAUACAUGGUGAUCUUGAACCACGGAACGUGGCGCGGACCGCGGACGGUUUCAAGUUCUUUGAUUUCGGACGGUCGAAAUUGCACCGUUGUCAGCGGGAUGAGUGUGGUGAAUUGCAAGAUUUGUUGGAGAUAUAGAUUUUGGUGUGAGUGCCCCGAGGAAUGUGCACACCCACCUCCGUAGAUAUUCGAUGUGCCAGGAAGCUUUGUAUCAGGUACUUGGUGAUAAAUCAUUGGAUCAUAUUUCUGCAAAGAAAUAUGCGCGUAACACUGU